Diaporthe amygdali is the source of this 342-nucleotide messenger RNA. RefSeq lists its product as uncharacterized. The transcript is spliced from 3 exons. Gene Ontology annotation, molecular function: oxidoreductase activity. The record is from RefSeq and is a predicted model, not a curated record. Lineage: Eukaryota; Fungi; Ascomycota; Sordariomycetes; Diaporthales; Diaporthaceae. Bases 1 to 342 code for a protein of 113 amino acids.
AUGGCGAGCCCGUCUCCGCUCAUCAAGUUCGACGUCUGCCUGUAUAAGAAGGAUGAGGUAUCCUACGAGGACUUCGUCGAAUGGGCCACCAAGGUCUACCCUGUCAAGGCGAAGCCCCUCAUCCAGAAGGAACCUCUCCGGCAUGCCCUCAAGACCGACAUGGGCCGGCCCGGUUGGACGAUCCCCGACUAUGACAUGGUCACCACAUACUGGCUUCACAGCCUCGAUGAUCUGCGGCUGCUGACGACGGACCCGUUGUGGGCCGAAUUAGAGGGGGGGGGGCGCAGGCCCGAACCAACAUGUGCAGGUGCAGGUGCUUCGGCAGACAAGGCUAGCACCUGA